This is a messenger RNA of Anastrepha ludens (Mexican fruit fly), 1316 nucleotides long. RefSeq lists its product as uncharacterized. Lineage: Eukaryota; Metazoa; Arthropoda; Insecta; Diptera; Tephritidae. The transcript is spliced from 5 exons. The record is from RefSeq and is a predicted model, not a curated record. Bases 184 to 807 code for a protein of 207 amino acids.
AUUUUAGUUUGCUGAUCGUGAGCGCAUUUUUUAUGUGGAAUUUAGUGAAGAAUUUUGUUAGUUUAAAUUUUUUCACGUUGGUGCAUACGCGCGUUUUUCGGUGUGCCUUCCACGGACUGCUUUAGUACGCGAAUUGUGAAGUGUGGUGAAUUUUCCUUUAAUAUCUAACGUAGUAUUUCUUGAAUGCAGUCAAACAAAAUGUCAUCCCGUACAGUGUUUGGAGUCUGUCUUCUCUUAGUCUUCUUGACGACCAUCGUACACUUCCCACAAUUGGCUGAAGGGUUUGAGGAUAUUUCCUUUGAUGAUCAUGAGACGAGCAAGAUGAACAUAGUAGCGCCAGAGGAUGUUCCGAAAUCACGCACGAAACGUGGCAUAUUUUGGGACUUCUUUCAGAAAAUGGUGACUACGAAGAAUCUAAUUGUUGAUCAAUACGUUGAUACCAGAGAUACAUUGAGCGAUGUUUACAAUAUGCUAAACGAAGGAUUCAGUGAUCCAGCUCCUCGGAAAUCCACAUUACGACCACCUACAAGUACAAAGAAAACGAGUGAUGAGGAUCAGUCUGGCAGCGGCGAGAUGUCCACUACAACUGAGCCUUAUAGAAUUUCACGCUACGAAUUGGGACGUAUUUUGGGACGAAACUUUCGAGGAUUGCAGCGUUUAACAAAAAUCGAAUUUCAAGAUGCUUUUAAUCAAUCACACUACAACAUACAAGAAUACAAAGAAGAAGCACGCAAGCAAUUCGCCAAUAGUGUGGGCGUGGAGAAGGUAAACCAAAUAAAAGGACUCAAAGCGGCGCUGAGUGGUUGAGCUGAAGACGAACAUAUUUAUAAAUAUAUAUAGUAUACAGAGAUGUAUUUGUAUGUAUAUAUAGAAACAUAUACGUUUGUAAAUAAAUUACAUCGUGUAUGCAUAAGUCGCAGAAGCUGUUAUGUACAUAGACUUGUAUUUACUUAAUUAUAAUUUUAUAUUUCACCAACGCAGAAGCUACGUAAACUUCUAUAAAAACUAUGUAAUUUUUAGUUGUAUAUUAUGUGUAUAGAUAUACUUGUGUAUAUAGGUAUAAGAAGUAUUUUUUGUACAUACUUUGUUAAAAUGUAAUAUGAAGAUGAUAUGAAAGAGAGACAUGUUCUCCACUCAAAUGCUCGCCACAAAAUGUAAUUUUUUUAUGCCAAUUAACACAUACGAGUAUAUAUGCAAGUAUCAGCAUUGUAAAUAUAUAUAUAUUUUGUAGUCAUAACCAUUUGUACGUUUAUGUAAACAAUUUUAUAUUUUACUAUUUUAUACUUUAGGUUACAAUAUUUAGGUGCCAAUUGUCA